Messenger RNA from Durusdinium trenchii, 3300 nucleotides. The record is from the annotation of a GenBank genome assembly. NCBI's taxonomy places the organism in Eukaryota, Dinophyceae, Suessiales, Symbiodiniaceae.
AUGACUGUGGAGGACUCAUGGGGUUUGUCCACCGCUAUGCCCACCGACGGGCAGAAGUUGCGGGAGAGUGUGCGAACUUUAAUGGCCCAAUGCAUCCAGAAGUAUGGUGGCCCUGAGAACUACUUACGAAUGAGGUUUGCUACGCGUGCAGCCAAGCAAGACUGGCUGAACUACUUGGGUGAAAUUCAGAAGGUGGAUGGGGCCACCAGCUUCAAUGUAGGCGUCGACUUGCCAAUCUCCAACUGCAAUGCCUUGAGUGAGGGGGCACUCCUGCGCAUGCAUCUAGGAUCUUUCAGCUUCAGCACAGCAGCGUCUGUCCGCGGCUGCCCGGAGAACGAUGUAGUUCUCAAGCUCAUGGACGAGAUCAUGGUGGAUGGCUUCGUUACGCAAGGAGAUCCACUCCUUCUGACUCAACCAGCUGACCUUCUUGCAGAGGUGGAGGAGGGAUUGAUGGGUCCUUGGGCUCGUGCUGGCCACUCGAGUUUGCGGCCAAUGACUGUGGGCUACUAUAAGGGCAGAACCCGUGUCACGGUCCUUUUGGCCAUUCUCUCUCUCCUCAGGGAUCAUGUCAAUCCCAACCUGGCCGAGGUGCACAGCAAGCUGCACCAGAGUGUGCAGGUGAUCCUCGGGAAGAGGGUCCAGCUGCCCUCGAAGAAAGACGAACUUCUUGGCAACUUUAACUUGUCAGUCAGAGGCUCCAUUCGAAAAGCUCCCAAUGUUGUGCCAGCUUCCCAGCUCUUCAAGAUUUGUUCAUGGUUCGUGAAGGAUCACAAUGCCAAUUCCUCAAAGAAUGGCCAGCUGGUGGGAUCCAAAGCCCAGGCGGUGAAGAACAUUUUGCACAGCCUGCCAUCGAAAGUGAGGCAGCUGAUAGUGGACUACACGACAGAGGUCAAGACCCUCAUCAGCUACAACCGCAAGAUGCCAGCCGGCAUGGAGGCCAAGAUGCAGAGGCAGCAGUGGGACCGGCUGGCAGAAGAGUGCGCGUGUGUGGUUCACAUGGGUGAAGAGGUCUUGAAUGUGAUGCCAGUCGCCCCCGAAGUGCUGUAUGAAGCUUGGCACCAGAAGUACAUCGAUGGUGACCAAACGGUGACUGUGGAGGUGCAAAGUGCAAUCCUGGCCCGUUCUGCUGGGAACAUCCGUGAUGUGGGGACAUUGAACACGUUGCUCACCCAACAUGCCUCGAGCUGUCCUGUGCCCAAGAAGGAUGUGAUUGGCAUGGUUCAAUUGGAGAAGGACGCCUUCGAUUUGACACUUCGCCAGUUGUCAUAUGAUUUGCAGGCGCUGAAGGUGGCGAAGAGCAAAAGGUCGACCUGGGAGGCUUCGGUGUAUCAUGUCAAGCUACAACACCGCGUGCAGCUGCAUGAGGCCUCCAUGAAUGCUGCACGUUGGUUCAUGGACAAUUUCUGCAAGGUCAUCGUGGCAGAUACCGCGGAUGAGAUGUUGCGGCACUUUCAGGUUCACAAGCAGCAGGUGAUCAAUCGCCUCCGCUUGGAUGGAAAUGGCUGUGUGGCUCAACUUUGCAACAGCAACUUUCAAUUGAUUGGACAUGAGGUCGACUUUGUUUUCAUCAACUGGCUGGCACCAUCCACGCUGAAGAACUCGUCCCAGCAGGCCCAGACUAAUUUUGCUUCGCAUUGCAUUUUGUCAUCGGAGCAGAACUAUGGUGCUGUGUUGAUGCCCAUCUUCACUUACAAGAAGGGGCAAUUGUGGAUGCUGGAAACUUCAACAACUCGCGCAUUGGCAAUGUCGGGCCUGCAUGUGGAUCAUGUUUGGCAUUUGUGCUUUGGCAAGAAGGCAGAUCUCCGAGAUGGCCGCCCUUGCACAUACCCUGGCCGCUUGCUGGUGCAUCCCAACGCAAAGGAGAAGCAGAUCUGGCACAACUGCCUGCUGAUGAAGGUUGGCAGGACAGCAGAAGCAGAGAUGCUGCACGCCAGGGACAUGUGCCAGGUAGAAGAUGUCUCGGCCGACGCGCUACCAACUACAGUGGACGAUGACAUGGCCGUGAUCCAAGGAGCACAGAAAUACCAGCAGAUUGGAUGCAAUGCAGCCACGAAGAUCCUGGACGCUGCCCUCGAUGGUGUUGCUGUGGACUCCAAUGGAGCCAUGUUCAUCAUCGAUGUGAACCCUGGAGUGGGGAACAUGUUUGAUGCCUUCAUGGCCAAAAGGGCAUCGGUGAACUACAACCUUCAAUAUGUGGCCAUGGUGCAUGAGGAUCUUUCAGCUGAAUGGUUCCAGGAGACCAAGGCGCAGGCCUUAGCAAGUGGCCAUAUGGCUGGAAAGGUCCAAAUUCCUGGGCAUGCUGUGGGCUCUCAAGAGUGCCCUCCUGAUCUCUUGGAGAGCGAGCCGCCGCUUCCGAAGCUGAACCUCAUGGUUUCGCGCAGUGACUUGUACCCAGAAGUCCCACCUGCAGUGAUCCGGCAGUGGAUGGGGACUGAAAUGUCCAGCGAAAUGCAGAAGUUCCUCGACAGUGUCCAUGAGGAGUUUGGCCCAGUUCCAGAUCUCAAGAAGCCAGCAGAUGACACUGGUGGCAAUGCCAAUGCCAACCCAGAUCCCAACAAGUCUCCGCCUGCGAAUACGAGUGGCCAGAAGAGGAAAGCAUCGCAGAAUAGCGCUUCAGCUGGGAAGAAGGCGAAGGUGGAUCGUGCCAAGGAAGUGGACCUCCAGACGGACAAGCUUUGUGAAGCUCCCAUGCUGAACAAAGGCAGCGCCAUUGUGAUCCACAUCAAGACAGGGAACCGCCCAUACCUUGUCAACGCAUCAGAUGCAGCUCAGAGCCUGUCAGCUGGAACUGUGGUGGCUGCUUUUGGCCGUGGCAAGUUCAUUCGCCACCAAUCCAAUGCACCUGCCAGUGAGGUUAGCAACAAGGAGGUCCCAUAUGACCUGAGCGGCGCUGAUGCACAGGUUCUUUACAAUGGCAACUUGACCACCAUUUACGAGAUGGUCGAGCAUAGGAGGAAAUCUGGACCUUCACCUGUCAUCAAGGUGAACUAUUUCGAGACGAUCGACCAGCCAGAGGAGGGCAAGCCAGGCCACUUCAAAUUGAAGAAGACUCAUGACUUGAGGUUCUUGCCCCAGCAGACUGUGAAUGUGGAGCAUGAGGGCAGUGCGAAUGGCGGCGACAACACGGCCAGCCAAAUGAAUCUCGCUUCCUUGUUGCCGGUUGAAGCAUGGGCAAGUCACUGCACCCAAGUGCUGUUCAGCGUCAAGUGGGCAGCAUCCGGUCUUGCUCCCAUCCGACCUCAAGUGGUGUUGGUGCAGGACGUUGAGCUGGCACCAGGGCGAUGUUUGGCCCUUUUCUGA